Messenger RNA from Bradysia coprophila, 3845 nucleotides. RefSeq lists its product as uncharacterized. The record is from RefSeq and is a predicted model, not a curated record. NCBI's taxonomy places the organism in Eukaryota, Metazoa, Arthropoda, Insecta, Diptera, Sciaridae.
AUGCAAUCAAGUCAGCAAUAUCAGGCAAAUAUACAACAAUCGAAUGCUCCACAAGCGAAUGCUCAUCAUGCGAGCCAAAGCAAUCAGUUUAAUCGAGACAUCAAUUCGAACACUAUCGCAACAUCUAGAACGGCACUACUAGCAACAGCAAUAGUUAACGUGGAAACAACUGACGGAAAAGUGAUUAUUGCUAGAGCACUCAUCGAUGAAGGAUCUAAUGGCUCUCUCAUCAAAUUGCAAUUGGCAAGGCAAUUAGGUAUUCUGCAGGCACCACAGAAUAUACCAAUCAAGGGAGUAGGAGGAAUGAUAGUACAAGAAAGCACGUCGGUUGUAAGGUUCAUAGUCUCUUCACGCGUCGACACGAAGUUUAAAGUUGAAGUAGAAGCAUUCACAAUAAAGAAUGUCUCGGCAGAUCUACCUUCAACGCAAAUUCAACGCAAAGAUUGGCCACAUUUGAAUGGACUCAAGCUAGCCGAUGAAUUCUACGAUAAAUCGUCGUCAAUUGACAUUCUGUUAGGAAUUGAAGUGUACGAAGAAAUUAUACUGGAUGGAAUCAUUCGGAAAAUCGACAAUUCACCUACUGCUAUGAAUUCAAGACUUGGAUGGUUGAUGUUUGGCAAAGUGAAAGUAGAAGAUGUCGUGCCGCAGAUUAAUAGCUUACACACCGUUAUACACAACGAAAACUUGAACGAUAUUUUAAAAUCAUUCUGGGAAAUGGAAGAGGUACCGCAACAACGGAAAUACACAGUAAAGGAACAACAAGCAGAAAUUAUGAAGGAAUCAAGUCUAACAACCAAACUGAGAGUUGUCUUCAAUGCAUCGAAAAAGUCAACGAAUGGAAUAUCGCUGAAUGACAAAUUGUUAGUGGGACCGAAAACACAGGAUGACCUGUACGAUAUAUUAAUACGAUGGAGAACGCACUACGUCACAUUCAUAGCAGACAUAGAGAAGAUGUUUAGACAAAUUAAACUGGCACCACAUCAACGGGAUUACCAAAGAAUUCUAUGGAGAUUCUCACCAAAUGAACCAAUUCUGGAAUACCGUAUUACAACAGUAAUUGAUGGUACAGCAUCGGCUUCGUUUCUAGCAACUCGAACACUAAAUCAAUUAGCAACAGACGAAGAACCGAAUUAUCCUCUAGCAGCUCAAGUCACAAGAAGGGAUUUCUAUAUGGAUGAUGUUUCGUCAGGCAGUCAUGAUGUACAGUCAGCGAUUAAACUACAAAACGAAUUAAUUGCAAUGCUGAAAGGAGGUGGUUUUCUUCUAAGAAAAUGGUAUUCGAAUAAACGAGAAAUUUUAGAGAACGUACCCAUUGAAAAUCGUCACGACGCAGAAGCUAUAGUGGAACUAGUUGAUACAAGCAUUAAAACUCUAGGAGUAUAUUGGAACCAGAAAACUGAUUGUUUUCAAUUCAAGGUUACAUUGAGCAAACUCAAGCCCACCGUCACUAAAAGAGAAGUUCUAUCAGACAUCGCGAAGCUUUUUGAUCCAAUUGGAUGGUUAUCACCAUCGACAGUAAUAGCAAAGAUAUUCAUGCAAUCUUUGUGGACUAUUAAAGGCUUAGAUUGGGAUAAUAAUCUACCAAAGGACAAAUAUGAUGAAUGGAUGUUAUUCAGAAGUAAUUUGGCAUCUCUAGAACAAGUCAAGCUAGAAAGAUGGCUCGGAACAAGCAAAACUUGUAAAGUGGAACUGUACGGCUUUUCCGAUGCAUCGAUUAAAGCAUACGCAGCAGUAGUUUACAGCAGAGUUGAAUAUGAAGAUGGAACAGUAAAGGUCAGCAUAAUUAGUGGCAAAACGAAAGUAGCACCGAUUAAAGUCAUAUCUACACCGAAAUUGGAGCUAUGUGGUUGUGUACUGUUAGCAAAUCUAGUCAACAAAGUGAAGAAAUCAUUAAGUUUUGAAGAUGUUGACACAUACCUAUACUCGGAUUCAACAAUUUGUCUUGCGUGGAUCACGUCACAUCCAAAUCACUGGAACGUCUUCGUAGCGAAUAGAAUAACAGAAAUUCAACAGCUAUCGCAAGUAAAGUCAUGGGGAUUCGUCGACACUAACAAUAAUCCAGCUGAUUGUGCAACAAGAGGAGUAGAACCACAAAAUUUAAAUGAUCAUGAAUUGUGGUGGAAAGGACCAGGAUGGAUGAUGAAUGAUAAAACUAACAGACCGAAUCAACAAACUGGACAUUACGAAACGGAUGAAGAAAGGAAAAAUGCUAUUCAUACAAUGCAUGUCAGAGUGCAGAAUACUGAUCUUCACAUGACAUUUGUCUUAAGAUGGUUGCCAAGUUAUAAGGACAAACCAAAAUCUAAUACACCGAAAGCGAACGAAUAUCGAGCAGCAUUAAAAUCUUGGAUUAAGUGUACACAAGCAGAAUGUUUUGAGACUGAAAUUGAAUUGUGUUUGUUCGGGGAUGAACUACCGCGAAAAAGCAAAUUGUUGCCAUUGAGACCCUUUCUUGAUAGUGAUGGUAUUCUCAGAGUUGGGGGAAGGCUGUCAAAUUCCGAUUUACCGUUUGAGUCGAAGCAUCCGAUUAUAUUGCCUAAAAGACAUCAUCUUACGAAGUUGCUAAUUGAGCAAGCACAUGAUCUCACAUUGCAUGGUGGUCCAAGUUUGAUGUCAGCAUUCCUCAACAAAUUUUGGAUUUUUGGACGGUCACAACAGAUACGUAAAGUCGUCAGCAGUUGCAUAAAAUGUUAUCCGUUCAAUUGUAAACCACAACAACAAGUCAUGGUAGAUUUACCUAGAAAUCGUGUAACUCCCAAUCGAGUAUUUUCACAUUCCGGCGUAGACUUCGCUGGACCAGUAACAGUUAAGAAUUUCAUUGGAAGGUCUAGAGGGAAAUACGCGAACAUCGAAACAAAGUCAUACAUUGCGAUUUUCGUAUGUCUUGCAACAAAAGCUAUCCACAUCGAAUUCGUCAGCGAUAUGACGUCUGUGAAAUUCAUCGAAGCAUUUAAACGAUUUGUGGCUAGAAGGGGACAAGUCACUGAUUUGUACAGCGAUAACGGAACUAACUUUGUAGGAGCAGACAACAUCCUACGAGAACACAUGGCAGAACUAAACAAAGACCCAACGAUUCAAAAUUACUUUGCUAGACAAGGAACCACUUGGCAUUUCAAUCCGCCCGCAAGCCCUCACCAUGGUGGUCUUUGGGAAGCUGGGGUGAAAUCGAUAAAAUAUCAUCUGAAAAGAGUUGUCGGUGAUUAUACGUUCACCUUUGAAGAAAUGUGUACCAUUCUGUGUCAAAUUGAAGCCUGUUUAAAUUCUCGCCCAUUAUGUUCAAUUAGCGACGAUUUAAAUGAUUUGAACUAUCUAACACCCGGUCAUUUCAUUUUAGGAGAGGCUCCAACCACUGUUCCCGAACCUUGCUUAAUCGAUGACAAUAUCAGUCGUCUCAAACGUUGGAAGUUGGUCCAAAGAAUGUAUCAGCAGUUUUGGAAUUAUUGGUCCAAAGAUUACCUAUCAAAGCUACAACAAAGACCGAAGUGGGAAGAACAACAACAAAACAUAAAAGUUGGUCAACUCGCACUUUAUCGUGAAGACAAUUUACCACCCACGAAAUGGCCGUUAGCAAAAAUUAUAGAAAUUCAUCCAGGCAACGAUAAUAAUACUAGAGUAAUCACGCUGAAGACAUCGGGAGGUAAAACAUUCAAACGCACGAUUAAUAAGGUCUCAAUAUUGCCAAUAGAAUAAUUGUUGAAUUAACGUAAAAUUUAAUUAAGUUGUUGGUAUGCAGGUUUUAAUGGCUCACAAGCAAAUUAGAUACCUUUUUCCUGCAUUUUGUAAAAGUUUUUUAGCCCCGUACGAAGUACGAAGGGGCUUAUAGGAUUACGAUGCCGUGUGUAAUU